AAAAUAUAGAAUGGCAGCAGCGUUUUGCAUGAAAGGGAAAGGGAAUGUGCAUUUCUUCCACUUGAGUCUUUCUUUCCUAUAGUAUGUGUGCGUGUGUGAGUGUGUAGGGUAGGGAGUCAGCAGGUAUGUUUCAACUGUUCCUCAACUACGUUUGAGCCACAGAAGAGAUGAGACUUCACUGCUUUAUUCAAAGUUCUCAGAGCUCUCACAGCGGACUGCCUUUGCAAGUUCUUGGUGCUCCGAAAAUUGGGAAACCUUGCAGGCUCCAAAGAUCCUGGGGUCAUCUCCAAGUUCUUUCAUGUGCAACAGCUGCAAGAGAAUUGCAAUGCAGGGUCGUUCGGAGAAGAUCCGAUGUCAGCAAGGUUUCAAAGGCAAAAGCGAGAAAUUACAGAAGGCAAAAUGAUGUUGUUGACAGUAUUGACUAUAAAAGCAACAAAAUUUCAGUCCAUGCAGUGGGGAAGAAGGGGCUGGGUGUGAUUGCGACAUCAUCUAUCAAGUGUGGAGAUCUCUUGCUUGAAGAAGCCCCUUUGUUGAUUUUUCAAAAGCAAUCUUUUGAUGUUUUGUUUGGGGAUUUGCAAGAUGUACUGGUGGAUGACACAUCUUUCGACCAUUGGGAAGAGAGUUUGACUGAAACUUUGCAGAGCAAAUGUGAUGAAGAAGUCCGUGCCCAAUUCUGGGAUUUGGCAGACACAUGUUGUGCAAAAGACAAGACUGCUCUUGGAAUAGCUCGCACGAAUGCGAUUGGACUAUCAGAUGAGUCGGCCGGAUUGUUUUUGCUUUUAUCCAGGUUUAAUCACAGUUGCAAGCCGAACGUGCACAAUAGCUGGCAGGAAGACAGAGGAGUUCAAGUUUUGAAGGCGACUCGAGACAUUUCCGAGGGAGAAGAACUAUGCAUUUCCUAUUUGUCUUUUCUAAACUUGUGUGCUCCAACGCGCGAAAGAUUGGGAGAAUUAAGCGAUCGCUUUGGCUUUGACUGUUUGUGUGAAGCGUGCUCUCGGGUUCAGAGUGAAAGUGAUUGGCGGCGAGAAAGGCUAUCGCAACUUUGCGAAGCAUUCUCUCGGGAUGAGGCGAGAAACCAUGCAACUGCAACAAAUGAUUCUGAGGAUGGUGUGAUUUUGCUAAGAUUGAAGAAGCGAAUGCCAUUAUUUUUUGAAGUAAAAGAGGAGGAGAUGUCUCGAAUCAGUGCCGAGGCAUCUCAAAUGAGAGGUCCAAAUGAGGCCAAGAGGGACGGCUUGGAGGACUUUGUUGAAUCAAUGAACAUGCGAGAUGGACUUCGAGAGACAACCGACUUGAUAGAGCAGGAGUUUGCAGGAAACCCUGCAGCUUUGUCCUUGAUUUUUUUUGGUGCCUUCCGCAGAGCUGCUGGAGUUGGGCGAAAAUCUGCAGCCAAAUCUUUGGCAAAAGCGGCGUGGAAGGCGACUGUUGCUUCAGAAGGUUCGUCUUGGAGAGCUGAGCUGCUCAAAACUCUCGCAUCUGAUGGAAAGCCCUGAAGAAAAUCAUCAAGACAGUUGUUGCCAGCGAGCUUCACCGUCCAGUUUGUGAGCACAAUGCAGACAGAGAUUCGGCUAUUUCUGACUUGACCCGCAUUUCUUUUGGUGGAGUGCACAAAUGCUGUGCUUCACACAGUCCACUGUACACAUCCGGGAAUGCGAGAAGAACAAACAAAACUGCUGAAAGACUGAAC
Durusdinium trenchii is the source of this 1684-nucleotide messenger RNA. NCBI's taxonomy places the organism in Eukaryota, Dinophyceae, Suessiales, Symbiodiniaceae. The record is from the annotation of a GenBank genome assembly.